Molecule: messenger RNA, 879 nt
Organism: Pestalotiopsis fici W106-1
Lineage: Eukaryota; Fungi; Ascomycota; Sordariomycetes; Amphisphaeriales; Sporocadaceae
Exons: 2
Coding region: 1-879 (292 amino acids)
Source: RefSeq, a predicted model, not a curated record
AUGGAGUCCAUCGCGACAAGAUCAUCGGAAACGGCACGUGAUGUUGAGUUGAAUGAACAUGAGCAAGUCCCUCAGUCGGCAGACAGAGAAUUUGAGUCAAAACCGUGGAAGUACGUUGGCUAUAAAGGUUACGUGGACUUUCUUUCGUCAGAUGAUGAUCUAUUCAUUCUGCGACGGUUCAAUGCUUUGAAUACCCGGAUCGCCCUUGUAAAGCAAGACAAGAUAUCGGAGCUUGAGCAGAGGCUCGCUGAAAUCGACGAGCAACACAGACAGAGGGACGCACCAGAUGUUAAUAACGGGACGAUACGCGACGACUUGGAGGAGCGGAGGCUUCUAUUGAAUGAUAUCAGCGAUGAGAUAUACCGAUACAAUAAAAUCGUGUUGCAGCAAUCCAGGCUUCGCGAGUACCCUGCAGCAUCUACAAGCGACAUCAAGAAUAUUGAAAAAUGGCAUUUCAACCGUAAAGGCAAGGAGGACUACGGGGCAAUCGACGCUGAUGAGCAGAAAUAUUUGAACCACAAAAAUGACCUCAUAUGUGUCACACAUAAAAACAAGACACCGUUACGAAAGAUGAUUGACAAAUCUCGCCGUCUUCGUACUUUAGGUGUCUGGAGAAGCAAAGAUGAGAAAUCAAUCCCACAUGACGAAAGUCAGGAUGUUUCAUACUAUUCAGACCAACGUAUAGAUGGUUUUGCAUCCGCCUUCAUUGUAUUUGUUGGCUUGACAAUGCUGGUCGCGCCAAUAUGGGUUCUGGAUUCCCUCGAAUCAAUGCGCUUGAGGCUCAUGGUAAUCACGGUCUUUAUAGUGGUGUUUCUGCUUGUGAUGUCCUUUGCCAUGGUGGCCAAGCCAUUCGAGGCUCUUGGAGCAACAGCAGCGUAA